This is a messenger RNA of Anopheles cruzii, 2358 nucleotides long. Its product is annotated as ecdysone receptor-like. NCBI's taxonomy places the organism in Eukaryota, Metazoa, Arthropoda, Insecta, Diptera, Culicidae. The coding region runs from base 1 to 2250 and encodes 749 amino acids. Gene Ontology annotation, molecular function: zinc ion binding; nuclear receptor activity; RNA polymerase II cis-regulatory region sequence-specific DNA binding. The transcript has 7 exons. The record is from RefSeq and is a predicted model, not a curated record. Gene Ontology annotation, cellular component: nucleus. Gene Ontology annotation, biological process: ecdysone receptor signaling pathway; negative regulation of transcription by RNA polymerase II; positive regulation of transcription by RNA polymerase II.
AUGAUGAAACGCAGGUGGUCCAACAACGGGGGCUUCACGGCGCUGCGGAUGCUGGACGAGAGCAGCUCGGAGGUGACGUCGUCGUCGGCGGCCCUGGUCAUGUCGCCCGGCAUGACCAUGUCGCCGACGUCGCUCGGGUCGCCCGAGUACAACGACCUGGAGCUGUGGGGUGCGUACGACGAGAACGCCUACAACGGCCACAGUGUCCUGUCGAACGGGAACAAUAAUCUGGUGGCCGGUGUCGUGGGCCCCGGCGGCGGGCCCGGCGGUGGGUGCGGGGUGGCGGCCGUGGCCACCGCCAAUCAGCUGCUGAUGAACGGGAUCAUGCACGGCACCAACCAACUGAACGGCAUGAUGAACGGGAUCGCUGGCGCCGGCGUCGGCCAGGCCAACCACCAGAUCCAGCAGUUCGUCGGCAAUCUGAUCAGUGGCAUGAACUCGCACUCCCAAACGAUCAUCCCGCCGCUGCCGUCGAUCAUCCAGAACACGAUCAUGAACACGCCGCGCAGCGAAUCGGUCAACUCCAUCUCGUCAGGACGGGAAGAUCUGUCGCCCUCGAGCAGUCUCAAUGGCUACACACCGGACGGGAGCGAGGCGAAGAAGCAAAAGAAGGGACCGGCGCCGCGCCAGCAGGAGGAACUGUGUCUGGUGUGUGGCGAUCGAGCGUCCGGCUAUCACUACAACGCCCUUACCUGCGAAGGCUGCAAAGGAUUCUUUCGACGAAGCGUCACGAAGAAUGCGGUCUACUGCUGCAAGUUUGGGCACGCGUGCGAGAUGGACAUGUACAUGCGGCGCAAGUGCCAGGAGUGUCGGCUGAAGAAGUGCCUGGCGGUCGGCAUGCGGCCGGAGUGCGUCGUGCCCGAGAACCAGUGCGCCAUCAAGCGGAAGGAGAAGAAGGCGCAGAAGGAGAAGGACAAGGUACAAACGAACUCCUCCACCGUCAGUACAACGAACAGCGCCAACUACAAGGCCGAACUGUUGCCGGUGCUGAUGAAGUGCGAAUCGCCGCCCACCGCAGCUAUACCGCUACUGCCGGAGAAACUGCUGAACGAAAACCGACAAAGAAACAUACCUCUGCUGACGGCCAACCAGAUGGCCGUCAUCUACAAACUGAUCUGGUACCAGGAUGGCUACGAGCAACCGUCGGAGGAAGAUCUCAAGAGGAUAAUGAUCAACUCGCCCAACGAAGAGGAAGAUCCACACGAAAUCCAUUUCCGGCACAUAACGGAAAUCACCAUUCUCACAGUACAACUGAUCGUCGAGUUCGCGAAAGGACUGCCAGCAUUUACCAAGAUCCCACAGGAGGAUCAAAUUACGUUACUAAAGGCCUGCUCCAGUGAGGUGAUGAUGCUGCGGAUGGCGCGCCGGUACGACGCCGAAACCGACUCGAUUCUGUUCGCCAACAAUCGCUCGUAUACGCGCGACUCGUACAAGAUGGCCGGCAUGGCGGACACGAUCGAGGACCUGCUGCACUUCUGCCGCCAGAUGUACUCGCUGACGGUCGACAACGUCGAGUACGCGCUGCUCACCGCCAUCGUCAUCUUCUCCGACCGGCCCGGCCUCGAGAAGGCGGAGCUGGUGGAAACGAUCCAAAGCUACUACAUCGACACGCUGCGCGUCUACAUCCUCAACCGGCACGGGGGCGACCCGAAGUGUAGCGUCACGUUCGCCAAGCUGCUGUCCAUCCUGACCGAGCUGCGGACGCUCGGCAACCAGAACUCGGAGAUGUGCUUCUCGCUCAAGCUGAAGAACCGGAAGCUGCCCCGCUUCCUGGAGGAAAUCUGGGACGUGCAGGACAUCCCGCCGGUCGGUGUGCAGCAGCGGCACCAGCAGCAAGAGAUUGUCGUCCAGCAGCAGCCGCCGCCCCAGCACCAUGGGCUGCAGCACCACGCGGACGUUAGCAGCGCCAACGCCGGUUCCACUUCGGCGGCCAGCAUUGUCGUGGUGGCGAACAACCCGAACGCACCGCUCGGUAUGGUGGUUGGUCAGCAGCAGCAGCAGCAGCAGCAGUCGAGUCAGCAGCAGCAGCAGCAACAGCAGCAACAGCAGCUACACAGCAACGGUACCGCAAUGAUCGUCGGCAAUGGCAGCAGUAACACGAGCAGCAGCAGCAGUAGUAGUAGCAGUAGCAGUAGCAGCAGUAGUAGCAGCAGUAGCAGCAGCAGUAGUAGCAGUAGCAGUCAGAAUGGCGGCAACACCACCAACGGCGGGCUGCUGUCGGGCGUCGGUUUGCUCGAUCAGCCGGUAUAGCUAGCGUAGGACACGGUGCCUUCGGUUACCGUCGACGCCAACCAGCACCAGCACCAGCACCCGCUGUUCCAGCACGAUGCUCACCAUCCGCUGGUGGUGGUCCCGCUG